Molecule: messenger RNA, 533 nt
Organism: Amoebophrya sp. A25
Lineage: Eukaryota; Dinophyceae; Syndiniales; Amoebophryaceae
Source: the annotation of a GenBank genome assembly
GACGACACCAAAAAACGCGCUGCGACGGCCUGCAAGGCUGCUGUUACGACGUGGAGAGAAGCCCAACGCAAGGCACAAAUUAGCACAAAGGACGAGGAAGAAAAGAGCAUAGCGAUGCAGGCCGCUGCUUCGCAAAAAAGAGAGAGUUUCGAGAAUCUGAGACGCUUUGCAGCUUGUUUCUAUCCUGCCACAACUCUAACGGCGCAAAGUUUCGAUGUCAGCAAUUCGAUGCAAUCGCGCUUGACAGUUUCGCGUUUACGAGUGCUUCAUGAUCUUGCCGGCCGACAACAUGGGGCGGCGAGCGCCGGUGCCUGGGCUUCGAUUGCAGCUACUUCGUCGCUUGCAAAUAUAGACUCCUUCGCCACAAUGCGCAAAGUGCAUCGGCUUCUCAUCCAGGAGGGCCAGGGUGACGACUGCAAAAUAAGCGAAACGCAUGUGGUCCAUGGGGAGGCGCCUCUUAGUGUGGGAUGGCGGGUUUCGCAAGAACUCCUGCUGGAUCUCGAGGUUUGCCUGGCGACUCUGCGCAGUCUCGG